Messenger RNA from Pyricularia oryzae 70-15, 2196 nucleotides. RefSeq lists its product as uncharacterized. The transcript is spliced from 2 exons. The record is from RefSeq and is a predicted model, not a curated record. Bases 1 to 2196 code for a protein of 731 amino acids. Lineage: Eukaryota; Fungi; Ascomycota; Sordariomycetes; Magnaporthales; Pyriculariaceae.
AUGCAGGACGAUGUACACAUGGUUGACGGCGUUUUAAUCCGUAAAGCAGGUCCUCCAUAUUACGAGCCGCUCAAGCCAACUCCCCCCACGUCGAUCCCACCGUUGCAUCCCUCCAGGGGCUUGGGAGAUGGAAAGUCCAACUCGUCCCCAGCCCCAGGCAGAAACCACCCCAGCAUGACCACCUUGCCAAACAGCUUCCAUGCCAUAAGUUCAGAGAAGCAGCAUAGUCCAAAUGGCGACGUCCCUUGGACCGAGCAUCUUGAGAACAUCCAGAACCAAAACACCCCUCCUCCGCGCCCACCUCGACCCAACUCAAACCCACAGUCCCCGCUGUCAACCCGCACCUCGCUCCUCACCAGGUCAUGGAGCCCGCGGUCGUCCGCCGAGACCACCGGCUUCAUCCUGCAGCACCCGCUCGCGCAACAAACACCGGCGAGCCCCGGCGGGGGUGGCAGCGUGAACAACCGCGACGCGCAGCAGGAGAAGCUGGCGCAGGAGCUGAUGGCGUGCCAGCAGCAGCUCGACAAGAGCCGGCACGAGUUCGAGGCGCAGCGGGUGGCGCUGCUCAAGGAGAUCGCCGAGCUGCAGACGCAGGUGCGGCUCAAGAAGAAGCAGCAGGUCGGGGUGCGGCGGGCGGCGGAGAAGGCGGCCGAGCUCGAGAUCAUGACGCAGCAGCGCCGGUUCGAACAAAAGAUCGCAGAGCUGGAGCUCGAGUGGAAGCUGCGCGAGGACGCCAUCUGGUCGCAGUUUUGGGAGAUGCGCGAGACGGAUCUGGCCGAGAGCAAUCGCCUUUGGGACAAGAGGGAGAAGACCAUCAAGGAAGAGUGCAGGACGUACCUGCGCCAGGCCGAGCAGGCCAACAACGAGAUCCGGUCCCUCGUCGAGAAGCUCGAGUCGGAGCUGGGCCGCGAGCAGGAGCAGCGCAGGAAGCUGGAAGUCGAGGCCAAGGAGAGGAGCAAGCUGCUGACCAGGGCGCACAAGGAGUUUGAGCAGGAGAGCGAGACGGAACGGGGGAUUCCAUCCGAGGGGGGCAGCAACAUCCAUGUGGCGGCGCAACCGGAGCAGAGCAGCGGGAAGGAAAAGGUGAAUGAGAUAGUCGUCGAGCCUCCGGCCCCUCCCAAGCCGCAGCCCCACCACACCUCGGACGAGGCCCUGGUCGCGUCCAUCAAGGCGCUGAGGAGGGCCAUACGGGAAUUUGUGAGAAUCUUCCUCGAGCCUCCCCAAGAAAGGAUCAGCCACCCUACACAGGUUCAACCCGGCCGCUCCACCGCGAGCAUGAACAACUACUCGGGCGUCUUGGGGUGCGUUACCCUUUCUGGCCAGCUCAAGGAUGCAGCGAACCUCAUCUUUUCGGACAACUUCCACACCUUCAUGGAGGCGUUACUAUGGAAGUAUUUGGAAAACCGAGUCCUCGGAAACUUCAUUUGGGCAGGUCGCGCGUCGAGGCAUCUGCAGGGACUUUUUUCAGUCCUCCAAGAUGGAAGCCCAGAAGUAAAACAAGAUUUCCAACAUUGGCGAUUCUCGACCACCAGGCUCAUCCUCGCCGCGGCGGGAGAUCGGACGGCCGUCGAGCUAGAAUAUCAGACCAAGAGGGACGCAGCCAUCGCCGAGAUCUGGUCGCUGACGGAGGGCACCAAGACCAAGGCCGACGAUUUCGACGAGUACCUGCUGCGGAUCGGGCGGCUGGUCGACCAGGCGGCGGCGCUGGACAAGGAGAUCUACCUGCGGCCGUACAUCACCACGUGGCGCGAGUGCCACCCGCAGACGCACCCGGACUUUGACCCCAUGCUCAUGACCCUGCCGGACGGCGAGGUGCCGCCGCCCGAGCUCAACCCCAAGGUCGUGCUGAUGGUCUUCCCGGGCCUGGCGAGGGAGGCGCUCGAGGAGGCCGGCGAGGACGAGCUCCUGCUCCAGCUCGAGGUGCUGUGCGAGAUUGGCCCGCUGGAGCGGGAGCCCCAGCACGCAUCCCGCGGCGUGCUCCAGGGCGUGCCUCAGGGGCUGUCCCACAGGCCGCCUCCGGAGCGCCCGCAGAGCGAGCCGGCGGCGCAGUUUUUCAGCAAAAAGGGCCUGCAGCAGGCCGCGGCGGCGUGCUUCGAGGCCGACGACGACGGCGGCCCCAGGCGGAGGAGGAGCGUGGGCGGCAUCUUGAAGAAGGUCUGGGUGUACGGGCAGCCGGCGACAGUUCAGGGUCGGUAG